ACUAAAUCCAGCGCAGAAGGCAGAGAAGACAGGGACAGCCCUGGUCGCUGCUGCAGCUGCCACCACCCCACCCCCUGCACGGGGAUGUACCUUUCCAUUUGUUGCUUCUUUCUCUGCUGGGCUCCCGCCCUGUCGCUGAAGAACCUGAAUUACUCGGUGCCUGAGGAGCAGGGAGCAGGCACGGUCAUCGGCAACAUCGGCCGCGAUGCGCGGCUUCAGCCGAGCGCGCCGGGUGGCGGGCUGCUGCCCCCGGAGCGCGGCACUGGCCCCGGGGGCCGCGGCACCAAGUCCACGUUCCGGGUGCUGGAGAACUCGGCCCCGCACCUCCUGGACGUGGACGGCGAGAGCGGGCUGCUCUACACCAAGCAGCGCAUCGACCGCGAGGCGCUGUGCCGGCGCAGCGCCAAGUGCCAGCUGUCGCUCGAGGUGUUCGCCAACGACCAGGAGAUCUGCAUGAUCAAAGUGGAGAUCCAGGACCUGAAUGACAAUGCGCCAACUUUCCCCUCUGACCAGGUGGACAUGGACAUCUCAGAAAAUGCUGCACCGGGUACCCGCUUCCCCCUCACCAGCGCUCAUGAUCCAGAUGCUGGGGACAACGGGCUGCGCACCUACCUGCUCACCCGUGAUGAUUAUGGUCUCUUCUCUCUUGACGUGAAGUCCCGUGGAGACGGCACAAAGUUUCCAGAGCUGGUGAUCCAGAAGCCUUUGGACCGUGAGGAGCAGAGCCACCACACCCUGGUGCUGACAGCGCUGGAUGGUGGUGACCCACCACGCUCGGGCACCGUGCAGAUCAACGUGCGCCUCAUUGACUCCAAUGAUAACAGCCCCGUGUUUGAGGCUGCUUCCUAUGUGGUGGAGCUGCCGGAGAAUGCUCCACUGGGUACUGCUGUCAUUGACCUCAAUGCCACCGAUGCUGACGAGGGCACCAAUGGGGAAGUGCUCUACUCAUUUAGCGGCUAUGCGCCCGAACGUGUCCGUGAUCUCUUCAGCAUAGACCCGCAAAGUGGCCUUAUCCGUGUCAAAGGCAACCUGGACUAUGAGGAAAACGGCCUCAUUGAGAUUGACGUCCAGGCCCGAGACCUGGGGCCCAAUCCUAUCCCCGCACACUGCAAGGUCACUGUCCGCCUCAUUGACCGCAAUGACAACGCGCCCACCAUUGGCUUUGUCUCCGUUCGCCAGGGAGCGCUGAGCGAGGCCGCCCCACCAGGCACUGUCAUUGCCCUGGUGCGGGUCACUGACCGUGACUCAGGCAAAAAUGGACAACUCCAGUGCCGGGUACUGGGCGGUGGUGGUGGGCCCGGCGCUGUCCCCUUUGCCCUGGAGGAGAACUAUGACAACUUCUACACCGUGGUCACUGACCGGCCUCUGGACCGUGAGGCACAGGACGAGUACAAUGUGACCAUUGUAGCUCGUGAUGGAGGCAACCCCCCCCUCAACUCCACCAAGUCCUUCUCUGUCCGAAUCCUUGACGAGAAUGACAACCCACCCCGCUUCAGUAAGAACCUCUACGUGCUGCAGGUACCUGAAAACAAUAUCCCAGGAGAGUACCUGGGUUCUGUUUUGGCCCAGGACCCUGAUCUGGGCCAAAAUGGGACAGUCUCUUACUCCAUCCUGCCCGGGCACGUUGGUGAUGUCUCCAUCUACACCUAUGUCUCCGUCAACCCCACAAAUGGUGCUAUCUAUGCCCUGAGGAGCUUUAACUAUGAGCAGACCAAGCACUUCGAGUUUCGUGUGCUGGCCAAGGACUCAGGUUCGCCCCACCGUGAGAGCAAUGCCACGGUACGCGUCACUGUGCUAGACGUCAAUGACAAUGCGCCUCUCAUCGUCCUGCCUGCCCUCAUCAACGACACCGCUGAGCUGCAGGUGCCUCGCAAUGCCGGUGUGGGUUACCCUGUGGGCACCGUGCGUGCCCUGGACAGUGACUUUGGGGAGAGCGGGCGCCUCACAUACGAGAUUGUGGAAGGCAAUGAGGAGCACCUCUUUGAGAUGGACCCAACUAGCGGUGAGAUACGCACCUUGCACCCCUACUGGGAGGAGCUCAGCCCUGUGGCUGAGCUUGUGGUAAAAGUCAGUGACCAUGGCAAGCCCAGCCUUUCCGCAGUGGCCAAGCUUAUUGUCAUUUUCAGGUGAAUGGCGAGCAGCAUCGGCGACCGCACUGACUUGUCGCUGCCCCUGAUCGUGACCCUGAGCACUGUCUCCAUCAUCCUGCUGGCUGCCAUGAUCACUAUUGCCGUGAAAUGCAAGCGAGAGAACAAGGAGAUCCGCACCUAUAACUGUCGCAUUGCCGAGUAUAGCCACCCUCAGCUGGGAGGAGGGGGAGGCAGUGGCGGGGGAGGAGGAGGCAGUGGCAGUGGAGGGGGCAAGGGCAAGAAGAAGAAGAUCAGCAAGAAUGACAUUAUGUUGGUGCCCAGUGAGGGCGAGGACAGCCGGGGCCCCCUCAAUGUCAUGAACGUGGUGAGCAGCCCAUCCCUGGCCACCUCACCCAUGUACUUUGACUACCAGACCCGCCUGCCCCUCAGCUCUCCCAGGUCUGAGGUGAUGUACCUGAAGCCCGCCUCCAACAACCUGACUGUACCCCAGGGACAUGUGGGCUGCCACACCAGCUUCACAGGGCAAGGGACUAACGCCAGCGAGGCUCCCCCGAGCCGGAUGUCCAUAAUUCAGACAGACAAUUUUCCCGCAGAGCCCAAUUACAUGGGCAGCAGGCAGCAGUUUGUUCAAAGUAGCUCCACGUUCAAGGAUCCAGAAAGAGCCAGCUUGAGGGACAGCGGGCAUGGGGACAGUGAUCAGGCUGACAGUGACCAAGACACUAACAAAGGCUCCUGCUGUGACAUGUCUGUUAGGGAGGCACUCAAGAUGAAAACUGCUUCAACUAAAAGCCAGCCACUUGAACAAGAACAGCAAGGCAGAGGCCAAAGACCCAUCGUUGGGAUCUGUGGACCAGCCCGCUGUGAGGAGGGAAAAUUUUCAGAACAAGAAGAAUGUGUUAACUGCACAGACGAAUGCUUCCCUACAGCCAGCCAGGCUGAGAAUGCAGAUUAUCGCACAAAUCUCUUUGUACCCGCAGUUGAAGCUAAUGUUGAGACUGAGACUUAUGAAACUGUGAAUCCCACCGGGAAAAAGACUUUUUGUACAUUUGGGAAAGACAAGAGAGAGCACACUAUUCUCAUUGCCAAUGUUAAACCUUACUUAAAAGCCAAACGUGCCCUGAGUCCUCUGCUUCAGGAGGUUCCCUCAGCAUCAAGCAGCCCAACCAAGACAUGCAUUGAGCCUUGCACCUCAACAAAAGGACCAAUGGAUGGUUGCGAAGUGAAAUCAGGAGCCUUGGCUGAACCAAGCAGCCAGUACUUGUCAACUGACAGUCAGUAUCUAUCUCCCAGUAAACAAUCAAAAGACGCUCCUCCAUUCAUUGCGUCAGACCAGAUGUCCAGGGCCUUUGCUGAUGUACAUUCCCGAGUGAGCCGAGACUCGAGCGAGAUGGACUCAGUUCUGGAGCAGUUGGACCGCUCAACCCGGGAUCUCGGCAGGGAGUCAGUGGAUGCGGAGGAAGUCGUUAGAGAAAUUGACAAGCUCUUGCAGGACUGUCGGGGAAGCGACCCUGUGGCCGUGAGGAAGUGAGGGGGAAAAUACGGACAGGCUGGCAGUUACGUUCCUCUGCUGCUGAUUAAAAAAUAAAUAAAUAAAAUAAAAAUCCCCUGGUUGUCACAGAUUUACAGGAAUGAAGGAAGACCAAUGCUGCUUUAAGGCUUUUAGUGAACAUCUGAAGUGCCCACAAGUAUGUUCUUUUCACUGCUCUUUCUUUUUGACAGAUAACACUGGUUUCAUUUUGACCAAACUUUCAUUAGGACAGAGCGAAGUACAUUAAGAACUGAAGGAAAGAAGGAAAGACGGUGCCAUUUUGACAAUCUGAUAGGAAGAGAAGUUGUGAGAAAGGUGGAAUCGGAGUACGUCUGAUACUUUAAGACUGUCCUCAAUAGCUGAUGCUGACUUUACUGUUUACGCAAAAACCCCAAGAAAAACAGGGUUGAAUUAUUCUGAUCUGUGGUGGACUUCCAGCAGCCACCACAGGCUUCUACUGAAAGUCCUAAAAAAGAGUUCUUGUAGUAGUCCAAGCGACGCCAAACAUUAACAUUCAUUUGUGGUAUACAUUUAUGUACAAAGUUAUCUGCCACA
This is a messenger RNA of Tinamus guttatus (white-throated tinamou), 4173 nucleotides long. The record is from RefSeq and is a predicted model, not a curated record. NCBI's taxonomy places the organism in Eukaryota, Metazoa, Chordata, Aves, Tinamiformes, Tinamidae.